GUAGGGGGGAGGGAGACAGCCAGUCUUGAUCGGGACACUGCGGAGGACGGACGUCAUCUCUCUCGCCGCUCUCCACGCUGACCACGUGGUCGACACAAACAACUUAACUAUUGAACACAUUCUCCCAUCUUGAAAGUUCUUGCACCGGUUUGUGUUCCGUUGGAGGUACGGAGACCAGAAGACACUACACUUCCAGCCAUUGAUCAGGUCUGUUGUGGUCGAGGGUGUUGGACGACAUGAAGAACCAGGGAACACCCAUAAAUAUGUUCCUUUUACUGCUACUCCAUGCUACUUACCAGGUUGUCGUGGCAGAGGUUGCCCAGGAUAACAUUGCCCUGCCACAGGAGGAGUCCAGACCUUUCAUCCUACCCGCCCCGGGCAUCAGGCACCGGCCGGGUGGACUUCAACAGUACUCCAGCGACUUCCACGAGGGGCCGCCCAUCCUGGCUGGCUAUGAGAGCAACAUUCAGCAGCUGCAGUCACCCUCAGGAAUAGUGGGCAACUUGCUUCCACUGGAGCCACAUUUGGCCAUGGCGCAGGUGGUGGUCCUCGACGUGGCCUGCCAAACGGACCAGAUGAUUGUGAGGAUCGUCUUCGACGGCUCCUUCGCCGGUCUCAUGUACGCUAAGGGGUUCUACAGCGUGCCUCAGUGUAACUACGUCGCUCCAGGAACAGGAGGGCGAGAAUUUGAGUUCGUAGUGAAGGUGGGGACCUGUGGCACGCAGUACGUGGAGGGGGGACCUGAUGCGCCCUCAUACCUGGAAAACGUUAUUGUUAUACAGAACGAACCGGGCAUCCAGGAGGUGUGGGACACGGCGCGAGGAGUCAGAUGUGUGUUCGACGGGGCGGCGGGGAGAGGAGACAGCAGCCAGAAGGUGAGCGCCGCCCUCAACGUCGCCAUGCUGGAGCAGAAAGUCGUCUCCUUUGCUGCUGACACCGUGGCGUCAGCCUCCCUCGAUAUUCAGGUUGGACGCGGGCCCUUCGCCCCCUCGGCCUCUGGCAUGGUGAAGAUCGGGCAGUUGAUGACGAUGGUCGUGGGCGUGGAAGGACCCGCCAAUGCUGACCUGCUGGUGCGGGAGUGCGUCGCUCAUGACGGCUCACAUAACGAUCCCUACCAACUCACAGACGAGAAAGGCUGUGUGCUGGGGAGCAGGAAGAAGCUGCUGGGGUCGUGGCAGAAGACCCGAGACACAGGUAUCCCCAAGGUUCCCGUCCUCGCGUACUCACACUUCCAGGCCUUUAAGUUCCCGGACAAGAAUGAUGUCUACAUUGAGUGUCAAGUGGACUUGUGUACUGACGGCUGUCCAGUGUGUCCCGAGGACGGGGUUAGUCGGAAGCGGCGCUCUUUGCCUGUAUUCGGCCGGGGGAGCAGCAGCAGAUGGGGUGUGCAAGAGGAGCAGGAAGACGAGGAGAGGUCAGAAGGCAGCAACACGAGGAAUAGCAUCAGCAGCAACAACAAAAAUGAGAGUAGCGGCGAGGCAGUGCGUCUGGCCAGGAAGCUGAGAGUCAUCUCCCCCGAGGAUUACUCCCUUAUACGGGACUCGCCCAUCACCCUUGUCACUAAAGAUGCCGGAGUAAGCCCUGGGGACAUGUGCAUGAGUGUGUCGUCAUUUGUGGUUGGACUGGUGACCAUGUUCGUCGUCCUAGUGGCCUCCUCAGUCGUAACAGCCGUCCUCUGCGCCCGCGUCAGGACCAUCCCCUCCACGACUUCCACCUAUCCCCCCGAUACCUCCUUCCACGCCUUCAGCACCGUCUCCGGCAAGACCUUCUGAAAACAAGGGACCUAGUGGUGCUUAAGGAACCGGAAGGCACUUUCGUUCCUGAUGGAGAUCAUGAGAGGCGCAGUUGUCACUCCCUCUCAGGGCUCUUUAUUUCCUUCUGACGUGAGAAACCAACAAUAAUAACACAAGAAAACUGAAGAAAGCCUUAAACUGUGAUAGAAAACAAGCGUGACAGGUUCUCAAGGUCACAUCCAACUUUGGCAUAAAAAUCUUCCUUGUAAACGUGUCAAGCACAGCCUUCUUCGACACAUGUACUGCCAUAGUGUUACUUCGUGCAUAAUAAUAUUUAUAAUAGAAAUAGUAAUAAUAAUGUAGGACUCAGCCAAGGAGCCUAUUCUAAGGCUCUAUUUUUGUAUGGGAAUGUGUGUGUAAUGUAGUAUUCAGUUAUCAACCACAGGGUUGAUAACUCUCGAUCGUUAGAGAGUUACGCUCUCUAUAAACCACUAGUGAGAUUAUCUAUUAUGCAGUCUCUCACACACUUUAUUAUAGUUAUUUCUAUGAACUGCACUAAAUCAUGUAUUUCUAGAUAUCCAUCAAAUCCUUCCUGAAGCAAAUAUAAAAAAAAACUUCGAAUUUGUUCAAAUAGGUAAAUGCAAAAUAUUGAUUAGGAAACAAUUGUCGAAUCUCCAGUCUUCUAUUGGAGAUGACAAACACCCAACUAGGAGACAAGGCUACACGCGGGGGAUUUUGAACACUAACGUAAUUUGGUGUAUGCCCUCUUAAGUUUUAGGUUUUAAAACAUUUUUAGAAGACAUACGUAUUAUUUUCAUAAUACUGGUCCCAAUUACGAGUAAAUUUUUGUCCUUAGUUCAAGUUCAAGUAUGUUUAUUGAGAUGAGAAAGAAAUACAUCUCAAAGGGAUAGAGUAGCUUAGGCUAUUUCUACCCCCCCUUUGUCCUUAGGAAGUAGAAGCAUGUGAUCUAUUUGAUUUAAACGCCUUGUCUUGCUAGCACUAGAUAUAUAGUGCUUGACUUUUUUAGUCAUUAAUUCAUGGCCUUCGAAAAUUAUUUUGUAAUAUUCUUAAAAUUGUUACUUUUCUAAUUGUCAGAAGUUAUAUUAUCUAUUGUUCUUUUACAGCCUUUCUUCACCCUUGUCUCUAAUAGCCAAAUUGGUUUAGCUCUACGUAACAUACUUAAUUUUUUGUUUAGUGUAUGUUGACCAGCAUGGUUGUAUAAAAAUAAUACGAUGAAUUAAUGGUAUUGGUUCGCUGUGUUUAGGCGUCGUCUCUCAUUGGUUGACUGAUUGUUUAUAUUAGGCUUUCAUUGGCUGGUAACUUAUUUUUGAGAGCUGGUUGGCUGAUAUCAUCGACCAAUCACUGCUUAUGUAAACACGAUAAACCCCCCCCCCCCCAAUGAAAUCCUCAAAAGCAAAUUAAAUAACGAGAGGCGAAGAUUCAAACUCAUCAGUGAUUUAUAUUAAAAAAAUUGAACAUUUAUCAUUGUGUACACAAAUGAUAGCUUGAUAUCCUUAACAUACAGUGCCACGUCUUGUAUUUUAAGCUAACUGGGAUAAUUUGUAAAUACUCUUUGUACCAGGCUAAGUUAGGAAUUUGUAAGUAUAACUAGUUAAUUGUUGAUAUCUAUACUGUCACUGUCGCUUAGAAAUUGUUGAUUCAAACUUAGUAGUUUGUUUAUUAGUAGACUUGUUUAGUUGGCAACAUUGCUAACAACUAUUGUGAUAUUAUCUAAUAUUGAGAGAGAGAGAGAGAGAGAGAGAGAGAGAGAGAGAGAGAGAGAGAGAGAGAGAGAGAGAGAGAGAGAGAGAGAGAGAGAGAGAC
Molecule: messenger RNA, 3557 nt
Organism: Procambarus clarkii (red swamp crayfish)
Lineage: Eukaryota; Metazoa; Arthropoda; Malacostraca; Decapoda; Cambaridae
Source: RefSeq, a predicted model, not a curated record